AUGGAAAAGCUGAAGCAGACGCAGAAGGAUGUCCCGGAUCCGAUUCCAUCUGAUCUCCUUAUAGAUAUAUUCUCUAGAGUCCCGGGAAAGUCAGUAGGUAGGUUUCAUUGCUUAUCUAAAUUCUGGAGAUCCACACUUGGCCUUCCUUAUUUCACUGAGCUGUUCUUCAGUAAGUCUUUAGCUAGUCCACGGCUCUUGUUCUCCGUCAGAGUUGAUAAAAAGUUAUUCUUAUUCUCUUCACCCCAACCUCAUAAUCCAGUGAAUGCCAAGGGUACUGAAACAAUCUCUUUGGGCUAUGAUCCGAUCAACAAACAGUUUAAGGUCUUCUGUACGAAUCGGUCACGUUCUGGAGGACGACCCUAUACUCACCAUUGGGUUUUGACAUUGGGGACUGGAAAACUUAUAUGGAGACCAACGAUGGAAUGCGAACCCCAUCAUGCUGGAUAUGGUGAAAUAUGCAUAAACGGUGUUUUGUAUUACGGAGCUUACUUUGAAGGAUCUUAUAUGAUGGUCUGCUUUGACUUUACCUCUGAAAAGUUCAGAUUUGUUAAGAUGCAUGAAGAAACGUUAUCUGUGUCUGUGAAUAUGAUUAGGACUCUGAUCAACUACAAAGGUAACUUAGGGUUGCUAGUAAUACAUGGGAAUGAAGUUGUGUUGUGGGUUCUUGAAGAAGAUGCUGGAAACCAUAAAUGGUCCAAAAGUAUAUGCGCAGCGGGUCUUACAAGCUUCUUAUCCGAGAGGAUCCGGAACAAAUUUUACGUUGUUGGAAUGAAUGGUGCAGGUGAGAUUGUGCUUUCCACGUACGAUCAGUCAAACCCGUUAUACAUUGUCUACUACAAUAUCGAGAAAAACACUUUUAAAGAAGUCCAAAUUAUGGGAUUUGAAGAGUUUCAGCAUGGUAAAAAUAUUGUCGUUAGCACCUUUCUAGACUAUGUUGAGAAUAUUAAGCUUGUGUAA
Microthlaspi erraticum is the source of this 957-nucleotide messenger RNA. NCBI's taxonomy places the organism in Eukaryota, Viridiplantae, Streptophyta, Magnoliopsida, Brassicales, Brassicaceae. The record is from the annotation of a GenBank genome assembly.